Molecule: messenger RNA, 597 nt
Organism: Menidia menidia (Atlantic silverside)
Lineage: Eukaryota; Metazoa; Chordata; Actinopteri; Atheriniformes; Atherinopsidae
Source: the annotation of a GenBank genome assembly
AUGCGGCGGGCUCGAAUCCGAGGCCACGCUGAGAGGAACCCCGUCGGAGCGGUCUCAAAGGGCUGGAGAGGCACAUGGCAGGAGAGGGAGGGAGUUAAAAAACCAGAGCCUUUAGAUGGAGAGGAGUAUCUGGAUAUCAUAGGCAUCAUGCGAAACCAGGCCGGUCGCUACGAAUGCAAGGCCAGCAACGACGUCGCCACGCCCGACGUCAAAUACGUCAACGUAGUUGUCAACUAUCCUCCAACAAUAAAGAAAACUCAGAGCUCAGAGACGCCCGUGGGCCGCAUGGGGUCGCUGCACUGUGAAGCUGUUGCCGUGCCUACGCCAGAGUUUGAAUGGUACAGAGACGAGAAAAGGCUGUCCAACAACCAAGGUAUCAACAUCCAGAUUCUUGGAACUACCACCAUUCUCAUGAUUGCCAAUGUCACUGAGGAGGAUUAUGGGAACUACACCUGUGUGGCCUCAAACCGACUGGGCGUCCAGAGUGCCAGCCUUUUUCUCUAUAGACCCGGAACAGGUCGAGACAUCAACGGCUCUGCCUGCGUAUCUCAAUCACUGUGGCUCCUGCUGGCCUCCAUCGCCUUCCUUUUCUUCAAG